Molecule: messenger RNA, 887 nt
Organism: Juglans microcarpa x Juglans regia
Lineage: Eukaryota; Viridiplantae; Streptophyta; Magnoliopsida; Fagales; Juglandaceae
Product: germin-like protein subfamily 1 member 13
Exons: 2
Coding region: 70-756 (228 amino acids)
Cellular component (GO): cell wall
Molecular function (GO): manganese ion binding
Source: RefSeq, a predicted model, not a curated record
AUCCCUCACCCAAGCAAGAGUACAUACUACACACAACGCUAAAAGCAAGUGCUAGAGACAUCCUCAAACAUGCAGAUCAUGAAAGCUAAGUACCUUGUAACAGCUGUGGCCCUUUUGGCCUUGGCUUGCUCCCUCGCCUCUGCCUAUGACCCUAGUCCUCUGCAGGACUUUUGUGUUGCAGUCAAGGAUCCCGCUUCUGCUUUAUUUGUGAAUGGAAAGUUCUGCAUGGAUCCAAAGCUUGCCUCAGCCAAGGACUUCUUCUUCUCGGGACUAAAUGUUCCUAGAGACACUUCAAAUCCUCUCGGAUCGAACGUCACUGCUGUGAAUGUGGAUAAUCUAGCAGGACUCAACACUCUAGGCAUAUCCUUGGCUCGCGUUGACUUUGGUCCAUUUGGUCUGAAUCCUCCCCAUACACACCCACGUGCCACUGAAUUUCUCAUUGUCUUAGAGGGUACUCUGUACGUUGGAUUUGUCACCUCCAACGGAGAUGGUAACCGCCUCUUCACCAAAAUCCUUUACCCAGGAGAUGUCUUUGUAUUCCCAAUUGGUCUCAUUCACUUCCAGUUGAAUGUGGGAAAGACCAAAGCAGUUGCUUUUGCUGGUUUGAGCAGCCAGAAUCCAGGAGUCAUCACCAUUGCAAAAGCUGUCUUUGGAUCUGACCCAAAAAUCAAUCCUGAUGUUCUCACCAAGGCCUUCCAGGUGGACAAGAAUUUGGUCGAGUACCUUCAAAAACAGUUUUGGUCGGACAACAAUUAGAUACCUAUUUGAAAUAGCCAUAACGAUCCAUUGCAUGCAUGGUUCGAAGAAAUCACGAUUUACUAUGUUUCGAUUGUUGUAACGUACUUCAUAUAAUUAAAAUUAUAAUGAAUAAGAUGGUAUUUAAUUUA